Molecule: messenger RNA, 2018 nt
Organism: Doryrhamphus excisus (bluestripe pipefish)
Lineage: Eukaryota; Metazoa; Chordata; Actinopteri; Syngnathiformes; Syngnathidae
Gene: crtac1a
Product: cartilage acidic protein 1a
Biological process (GO): axonal fasciculation
Source: RefSeq, a predicted model, not a curated record
ACUGUCUAUUAGUAUUAAGUCGUCCCUUCCUGGGACUUUUUAAGUCCUCGCCCAUUACUUUAUAUGCUGGAAGCUGAUUGGCUUACACGCUCCAUAUAUUUUACAUUCUGGACGCUGAUAGGCUAAUAUGUCCCGGUUUCGUAAAGCCAAUGUUUUGUAACGUUUAUAUUGGUGAUGUAAUGUGUGUGAUGUAUCGACAUUGUCACCUUUAUUCACCGAUUGAACUGUCAGGACUCAGCAAUGUGGGCUUCAAGAGUAGUGGUCCUCCUGGUUGGGCUUUGGCAACAGUCUCACAGUCAGAUCGACGAGCGUAUGUUUCAGGAAGUUACACAGACCAUCCUUCCUCCUGACCGGCUGCACAAUCCGACACAGCUCAACUAUGGCAUGGCGGUAACAGACGUGGAUGGUGACGGCGAUCUGGAAGUAGUGGUGGCAGGAUACAAUGGGCCUAACCUGGUGUUGAAGUACGACCGUGCUCAGAAAAAGCUGGUUAACAUUGCGGUUGAUGAUAGUAACUCACCAUACUACGCUCUGAGGGAUGUGGCAGGGAAUGCUAUCGGGGUCACAGCCUGUGAUGUGGACGGAGAUGGACGUGAGGAGAUCUACUUCCUCAACACAAAUAAUGCUUACUCUGGACGGGCGACUUACUUCGACAAGCUCUUCAAGUUUCGUAAUGGUCGCUUUGAGGAUCUGCUCAGUGAUGAUCUCAAUGUCCGCCGAGGAGUCGCUAACCGCAUGGCGGGACGCUCUGUGGCAUGCGUUGACAGAAAGGGAACAGGCCGCUACGCAGUUUAUGUGGCAAACUAUGCCAGCGGCAACAUCGGCCCCCACGCUCUCUUAGAAAUGGAUGAGGCUGCCAGUGAUGUGGCGAAUGGCGUCAUCGCCCUGUCUGAUGUCGCUGCCACAGCUGGAGUCAACAAGCUCACAGGUGGACGCGGUGUUGUGGUUGGACCCAUUCUCAGUGAUACAAAAUCUGAUGUUUUUUGCGACAAUGAGAGAGGACCUAACUUCCUGUUCAAAAACAACGGAGAUGGGACUUUUGCUGACGUUGCCAAGCAGGCAGGCGUAGAAGACAGGCACCAACAUGGCAGAGGAGUAGCACUGGCAGAUUUCAAUGGCGAUGGAAAGACAGACAUUGUCUACGGCAACUGGAACGGUCCACACAGACUUUACCUGCAGGGCAGCGACUCAAAAUUCCGGAAUAUUGCAACCACGGGAUUUGCAUCUCCUUCCCCGAUUCGCACGGUUAUUGCGGUCGACUUUGACAAUGACCGAGAGCUUGAAGUGUUUUUUAACAAUAUCGCCUACAGAGGCAACGCCCCCAACAAGUUAUUCAGGGUUUCAAGAAGAGCCAAUACCGACCCUUUAAUCCAGGAGCUUGAUGCAGGAGACGCCAUAGAGCCUCAGGGGAGAGGAACAGGCGGCACUGUGACAGAUGUAGAUGGAGACGGACAGCUGGACCUGCUGCUGGCACACGGAGAGAGCGCAGCACAACCCAUCUCUGUCUUCAAGGUCACGCAGGGUUCAACCAAUAAAUGGCUGCGAGUUAUCCCUCGCACCCAGUUCGGUUCUUACGCACGAGGGGCUAAAGUAACAGUCUUUACGAAGCACAGUGGGGCUCAUACACGCAUCAUUGAUGGGGGCUCCGGGUACCUGUGUGAGAUGGAACCAGUUGCCCACUUUGGUUUAGGAGGCGAUGACGUGUCGGUGCUGGAGAUCUCCUGGCCUGAUGGUAGCUCCAUCACUCGUGUCCUUCAGCUUGAUGAAAUGAACACAGUGGUGGACGUGUUGUACCCCAGGGACGGAGAAACGUCCACACUUCACAAUGACACUCAGUGCGGUGAAGGCUUCACUGUGAAAAACGGCCGCUGCACAGGCAUCUGAAGAUUCUUACGUCCCCUGAAACAGUCAAACAAGCUUUUUUUCUUUUACUCUAUGAGUAUUAUUUCUAAUAAAUCAAGUGUCAUUUCCAUUGUGCCUAUACAUUCAAUGGCCAUAAAUAUUCUAGUACUCUUCUA